ACUCUCCCUCUCUCCCACUUACUCCUUUCCUGCAAAACAUUAACUCCCACUAUCUUGCAGGACCUGAUUCUAGCAGUUUUUGACAAUGACCAUGAGAGGAUUUUGGCAGCACUCGCCAAUGGUGCGGAUGCCAGCUUCCGCGCCAUUGACAGUGAGGAUGAGGAUGAGGAUGAGGAUGAGGAUGAGGAUGAUGAUGAGGAUGAGGAUGAGGAUGAUGAUGAGGAUGAAGAUGAGGAUGAGGACGACAAGACUAUCUGCCUGGAUGAGGACGAGAAGACUUUUUGCUUGUUGGCCUGGGCAGCCUAUGAGGGUCACGCUAACCUGGUGCGAACCCUAAUAGAGUUUGGACUACCAGUGGAUGGUGCAGGAGAGUGCCCUAUUACACCUUUACAGUGCGCAGUCAGUCGGGGCCACGUCCAAGUGGUGAGGGAGUUGCUUAGUCAUGGAGCCAGUCUGGAGGCUAAGGAUAAGAGAGGUCGCACCGCUCUGCAUAAUGCUGUGGAAGAAGGUCAUCUGUCAUGCAUGAAGCUGCUGCUUGAUGCUGGCGCCGACCCCAACUCUCAAGACAACGGUGGUCAGUCACCACUGCAUUCUGCGGUUGUGGUCAACUCAGCAUGUAUUAUGAUGCUAGUGGGAACUGUUGGCUGUAACCUCCAUGCAGUGGACAAGGGUGGCCACACAGCUCUGCACAUGGCUGCCGUACUUGGAAACCUGGAGGCGGCGAAGUUGCUGGUGGAAGCCGGCCUUGACCUGGAGGCCAAGAACGCUGACGGAUUAACCCCAUAUUAUGCAGCAAAAGCUUCUGGUCAACAUGUUAUUGAGUUUUGGUUGGGUGUAUUGUCUCAGCCUGAGGCUGUUGAUGAGAUACCCACGGUGAGUCGCCCUGAGCCUGUUACUGAGACACCCACGCUGACUCGCCCUGACCCUGAUGCUGAGACACCCACGCUGACUCGCCCUGACCCUGAUGCUGAGACACCCACGCUGACUCGCCCUGAGCCUGUUACUGAGACACCCACGCUGACUCGCCCUGACCCUGAUGCUGAGACACUAACAGAGGUAAGUCCUAAUGCGAAAUGUGAGCCGUGUUGUGGUCACCGUCUGCUCCAAGCUCCACCACCAACACCAGCCUUCCUACUCCUAUUCAUGCCCCACCAUUUUGCAUAAGUCAAUUGCUUCUCUCAUGUACCUCCCCAAUAUAUCUCAACACUUCCCAAUUGAACAUUUACCAGCUACCUAAACCUCUCAUUCUGCUUUCUGUUUCAACCCCCAACACGUUUAAAUUAU
Molecule: messenger RNA, 1284 nt
Organism: Procambarus clarkii (red swamp crayfish)
Lineage: Eukaryota; Metazoa; Arthropoda; Malacostraca; Decapoda; Cambaridae
Source: RefSeq, a predicted model, not a curated record